UGAACCAGCUAGUUUAACCUUCAUGGGUAUAAGCAGUGCACGUCGUGUAAAUGAUCUGAUUGGCUGCACGGAUAGAGAGAAAAAAUACUUAACGCGGUUACCCACCCACUUCUUAAAUUAUAUUAAGCCAGGGUUACGACUGAAUUCUUCCCGCAGAUGCCAAGAAGUUGUACUGAUUGUCCAUAGCAGGUACAGUGAGUGGCGAAGGUAAAUGCGAACCAGCGCCGGAAUGGAGAACAGUCAGCCCCGCUUUGAUUCAGCCCCGAUUAACGAAUCGACGUACAGGUGGUUUGUUGUGCGUGUGCUGCUCAUUAUGGGGUUGCUUCAGAUAGCAUCGAGCGUCGCGCUUGUAAUGUACUUCUCACACCAGAUUGCACAGGUAUCUUCAAACUGUUCCAUGCAGAAUAAUGCACAAUGCUUGAAUGAAUCUCAGUGGAAAGCAAUACAAGAUUUGCUGGAAAAGAACAAACAAGAGAGUUUGGCUCCUGUUGCAGAUGCUCUUAUAGGUCCUCGAAGAGAAUUCAGAGUACCUGAACGUCUACACUGCAAAACAAAGAAGGAUCAGAAGCAAUCUGCGCUUCCUCCUGAGAAACCUUCAGCACACCUACCUAUACGAGCUGACAAAAACUUCAUUCAAAACACCACUCGACCAACUAUGAUAUACUGGGACUCGAGCAACGGCUUGGCACAUAUACAUAAUAUGAGCUAUUCAGAUGGAAAGAUCAAAGUCAACCAGGAAGGACUCUACUACGUGUAUGCCAAGACAUGUUUCAGACAUAAUCUGGAGGUAUCUGAGGAACUCCGAGCUGUGGAGAACGGGAUUCAGUUGCUGCAGUACGUUUAUCAUAUAAAACAUACGCGGCAACACGAAAAUCUGCUUCUCAUGAAGAGUGGGAGUGUCAAGCACUGGAACAAACAUGUCAAAUUCAGACUCUAUUGCAUACACCAAGGAGGCCUCUUUCCAUUAAAGUCUGGGGACGACCUGUUUGUUAAAGUGUCCUAUGCAUCGUUACUGGAUCCAACACAAGAGGCUAGCUAUUUAGGAGCUUUUAAACUGGAAUAAGUUAUUUUAUACAGAACAUGUAAAAAUUCCUGCCUUAUGAACAUUCUUUUGAGAAUAACGAAGAACCACUGAGCUCACAAGAAUAAUGACUUUGUUUUAUUUCUUACAAUUUUUACUUUUUGCCUUAAGUAUUUACUUUCACAAAAAAGUGUGCUUUUUUUCAUAUGGUUAAAAUCAAAUAUUAUAUUUGAUGAUAAUGAUUUUAGGGUUACUGUUAAUUAUGUAUUAUAGUGUCUGUUGGCACAUGAGAUUUAAGAUAUUGUCUAGUCAUUUGAUGUUUUGUUAUUGAGCCGUUGCACUUCUGGAGUUCCUGAGGGGGUAAUGCAGCUCAGAAUCGGUUUCGUUUAAAGCGAAUACCUUGUUUCCAUCUUCAUGUGAAGCCCAUGUUUUGCACUUGGUGGUGGUUGAUUGUCUGUCCACACUUCAUUUGGUAGGCUGUACUGUCCAUGUUAGAUCUCAGGAGCUAGGCAUGGUUGAACCACUUUUAUGGAAAGCGCAUCUGGAGUUAUAGAGAGUCGAUGAUUUAGUUUGUCACUUUCUACCCUCUGUGUAGAAUAUUCACCUUGAUGCUAGGUGGCAAGGUGCUAAUAAUGCAACCACUUGUGGGGGCUGGAUCCUCUCCAUUUGUGGUACAAGCAACACCACAGGUGCUAAUCUUGUUUUGCUAUCUUAAUUCCAAAAUAUGCCAAAAAGAAAACAGGCAAAGGUGAUUUGUCAUUUCUUUGGCUAAUGCAUUCUUUGGCUGAGGACCUUUGUAAACACGAUGUUGAUAGUACAGGUCCCCAUCCUUUUCUUUAACUAGAGAGUCUAGCCUCUGGCAUGGAGAGACAUGGAGGUAUCUAUACUACAUACAUGAACACAAUGCACUGUAAAUCACAGUAUUUCUGUUUGCUAGUGGAAAUAAGUGUAUGCCAGUUAUAUGUAUUUAUUUGAGUGUAGAACAGGUGGAAACAAGUUAAAGUGUGAAGGUCUGUGUAUUUAUAAAUUGUCAGUGUUUUGAAAGAGCGGCAGACUGAUCUUACAGCUGAGCUGAUUGUUUCCCAUUUAGAGUUUAAGAUUUUUUUUCUAUGUUAUUUAUAUCAGUUAAAGUAAUAAAAUAAAUACUUUUUUUAA
This is a messenger RNA of Polyodon spathula (Mississippi paddlefish), 2176 nucleotides long. Its product is annotated as tumor necrosis factor ligand superfamily member 11-like. Gene Ontology annotation, cellular component: membrane. NCBI's taxonomy places the organism in Eukaryota, Metazoa, Chordata, Actinopteri, Acipenseriformes, Polyodontidae. Bases 212 to 1063 code for a protein of 283 amino acids. The transcript is spliced from 4 exons. The record is from RefSeq and is a predicted model, not a curated record. Gene Ontology annotation, biological process: immune response. Gene Ontology annotation, molecular function: tumor necrosis factor receptor binding.